GGCGUCGACUGUCAAGAAUUUAAAAAUCAAAACAGAAAUUAUUGUGGAAUCAAUAAGUUCUAUAAAUUUAGUUAUUUUUAGCUGAUAGAGCAUAAGAGACCUCGAAAUGAAAAUGGCUCAUUCAAUGCAAGGAAUUUACUCACCGUUGCCUCAAUCCUUGAGCGAUUCGGACUCUGAGAAGGAAAUUAGCAUGGACCCUAUAUGCACUAGCUACAAUUCAAAAAAUACCAAUAAGUCAGAAAAUUCUUAUCGACAGAACGGGAACCGCAUAGGGCUGGAUGAGGACACAGUCAAGAUUAAACGGGGGGCCAGUAAAAUGUCCACAGCUCGAAAGCUUACAUUUAUUUGCUCUAUCAUCCUGUGCUUUUUGCCUGUGCUCAUUUUUCUGUGGGUUUUGCCUUGCUCAGAGCUAAACACUUGUCCCAUAAAAAUUUCCAAUUGGGAAUAUCAGCAAGAAGGCAUUGAACUGAAGGGGCCAAUUAAUCUCGCCAGUGGGGCAUAUAAAACGAACUACAAUCUGGUUAUUAUGUACAAAGGGAGCAUCAACAGCGAUAAAACCCUUAAACACGGCAUCAUUUCUCUCAUGGGGUUAACAGGCAAUGUAGCCUGGGACUUUGAGCAAGAUUCUGUUCCCAUUGAAAUGGACUGUAGCAUUAUAGAUGCCAAUCAGGAUGGCCAUUUAGAUUGCCUGGUGGUGGAUUUAAAAGGUCUUAAAGCCAUCGAGAGUGUUUCUGGCCAAACUCUUUGGCACGCCCAUUCACAAGAGGAAGCCAAUCGCGUCACAUCUUUGAUGCAUCCAAUAGCUAUAACCGAUCUGGAUAACGAUGGCGUUGUGGAAUUGUUAUGUGUCUUAAAUUCGAUGUACUUCCUGAUUAUAUCGGGCAGAACAGGCGUAGCCUUAGCUAACAUUCCUAUUAAACAUUGCGGAACGAUCAAGGACAUUUACAAGCCAGAGAAAAAUGCCCAUAGUUUUACAUACAGUUGUGGAAAUGCCACAGACAAACCCGUUGUGUACAAAAUAGACUUCGAUGAAUUGGCUAAGGUGUUCAGGGAUUCGAGGUACGACAUGCUCAUUGAACAGAUCGCUUUUCAACCCAGCAGCACAAUUUCGGUUGCAAAUAGAAAACUGACUGUAACAAAUGAACCAAAUUGCCCAAAGUGCCACAGUCAGCUUGCAUUGUUUGACGAAAAUGGCAAGGUAAGGAUGUAGUUGAUUCUGAUUUUGGUGUUUUCAGACAGCAUUCGGCUAAAAAAUGACGGAAAAUAAAAUUGGUGUUACGGGUAAAUGUUGAAUAUUGCCUACCUACUUUGUUCGGAAAAUGUUGUGUUCAGGAACUUAAAAAAUGGUGAUGAAUAAGUACACUCUUUUUAUGAGAAAUUUCCGGUGCUACCAAGCUAGAAAGGGACUGGUCUGGUCAAAUCCUGAUCUCUUUAAUUUGCACCUUGUGUUCGUUUUUUCCCAAUUUGAAUUUGGAAUAGUGAAUAUUUUUUUUCUCAAUUACAUUCAAUGCAAAAUUU
Dendroctonus ponderosae (mountain pine beetle) is the source of this 1518-nucleotide messenger RNA. RefSeq names its product protein FAM234B-like. Lineage: Eukaryota; Metazoa; Arthropoda; Insecta; Coleoptera; Curculionidae. Bases 107 to 1210 code for a protein of 367 amino acids. The transcript has 6 exons. The record is from RefSeq and is a predicted model, not a curated record.